Messenger RNA from Condylostylus longicornis, 1646 nucleotides. RefSeq names its product tRNA (guanine(10)-N2)-methyltransferase homolog. Gene Ontology annotation, cellular component: cytoplasm. Gene Ontology annotation, molecular function: nucleic acid binding. NCBI's taxonomy places the organism in Eukaryota, Metazoa, Arthropoda, Insecta, Diptera, Dolichopodidae. Gene Ontology annotation, biological process: methylation. The coding region runs from base 68 to 1573 and encodes 501 amino acids. The record is from RefSeq and is a predicted model, not a curated record. The transcript has 6 exons.
GUUUCUUCAGCUGGAAAGAUUUAAAUAUUAAACAAUAUUGUAAUAUUUGUAAUAUAUUAAUGUAAAUAUGACGAAACUAAAAAAAUAUUUAUUAUGGUUUGCACAAGAACAUAUUGACUUUAGAUAUGCAGAAAUAAAAUCAAUUAUUCAAUUAUUCAACUUAAACCUGGAAUUUUGCGAUUUGGAAAUAAAUGUAAGUCUCUCUGUAUCUUUAAAGAAACUUUGGAACACAAUAAAAAUUUAUGAUUUUCUUGUAAAGAAACCUUAUUGGAUAGUUGAGUUACCCAAUGAGGAAGAAGCAAAGAAGCUUGCUUCCAGGUCUGUUUCAAUGCGCUGUAUUUUGGAAUUGUGGUCUUAUGGUAAACGUGACGAAAUGCACUCAAAUUUAAAGAAAUAUAUUAAAGAACAUAAGGAAACGGAACAGUAUUUUUGCGAAAAACUAUCAUUUAAAAUAAAUGUAGAAACGUACAAUAAACAUUUUACUCAAAAGGAAAAAGUACAAAAAAUUGAAAAUUUUGAUUACCUUCCUUUACGGGGGAAAGUAAAUUUAAAAGCACCAGAUGUUGAGUGGUGGUAUAUAGAAUUUUAUGGAAUGAAUCCAAAAGAUGUGCCUAACGAUCCGUUUUCAACAAUUUUUGCUAGAUGGGUUGCCGAUGGUCAACGGAACUUAAUUAACGAACUAUCGUUAAAAAAUAGAAAAUUUAUUGGAAAUACUUCUAUGGACGCUCAAUUAAGUUUGUUAAUGGCGAAUCAAGCAUUAGUUAAACCAUCUGACUUAGUUUUCGAUCCUUUCGUCGGAACUGGUUCACUUUUAGUUAGCGCCGCUAAAUUUGGAGCAUACGUUAUGGGAACUGAUAUAGAUUAUAUGAUGCUGCACGCAAAAAGCCGACCCAGCAGGAUUUCACAAAAAAUUAGAGAUAGUGAUGAAAGCAUCAAAGCAAAUUUAAAACAAUAUGACUGCGAAAAACGUUUCAUUGAUGUUUUCGUGUCGGAUUUUUCAAAUCCUGUGUGGAGAGAUAAUAUAGAAUUUGAUAGCAUAAUAACCGAUCCUCCCUAUGGUAUUAGAGAAGCAACAAGUAAAAUCGAUACAAAAAUUUCAGAAAAAAUCAAUUCCAGAGAUCCAAACGCUCCUCAUUAUCCCUCCACAUCUCCAUAUUCUUUGCAUAAUUUGUAUAGAGAUCUUUUAAGAUUUUCAGCAAAGCAUUUAAAAAUGAAUUGCCGAUUAGUAUGUUGGUUACCAUUCCAUCAAGAUGAUUACUCAAAUGAAGCUAUUCCGCAACAUCCUUGUCUUAAAUUAGUUGCAAACUCAGAACAACGUCUUUGUGGGCAAACUUCAAGAAGACUCCUUACAUAUACUAAAGUUCGAAACAUAGAUGAUUACGAUACUACAUUCGAGCAAAGCUCUGAAUUUCAUGAUUUUAGAGAAAGAUAUUUUUAUAAUGGACAAUCAAGAAAAGAACGUAAAAUUGAAAGAGCAAAACUGAGAGAAAUAGGAAAAAUUGAAGCGAUUAAGCAUGGAAAAACUUUAGACGAAAAUGGGAAAGUAAUAUCAAAUAAAAAGAAGUCUAAUUAAUACUUAUUGAUAUAGAAAAUUUAAUAAAAAAUUUCAAUUAAUUUUAUAUAAAUAAAUGUUUUGCUAUUACUAU